Molecule: messenger RNA, 1527 nt
Organism: Trypanosoma conorhini
Lineage: Eukaryota; Euglenozoa; Kinetoplastea; Trypanosomatida; Trypanosomatidae
Exons: 1
Coding region: 1-1527 (508 amino acids)
Biological process (GO): cilium assembly
Cellular component (GO): MKS complex
Source: RefSeq, a predicted model, not a curated record
AUGGACCUCUUUCGAUUCCAGUCUGCGCAGCAGUACGUGAGCCAGCUGCCGCUGCGCAGGCUCUCCUUCUGCGUGACGCUCUGGCGGGCGCUGCUGGUGGAGGAGAACCACACGGAGAUGUUGUGCAGCGUGACGGUGCCGUGGGACGGCAAACUCUUCUCCCCCGCGGAGAAGCUCGAGAUGACGCGCGCCGUGGCCGCUGAGGCCACCUCCGGGGGCGGGGCGCCGGCCUCGCCGGGGGACGCCGCCAAUGCGGCGGAACUGCAGGCGAUACGGCUGCAGCUGCUGCAGGGAAACGGGGACGCCGUCCCCGACGCGGCGCAGGCGGCGGCAGAGUUGCGGCGGCACCUCGAGAAGAGCGCCGCUGCCUUGUUCACGCACACCUCCAGCGAGGAUUACAUCUGCGAGGCGGAGGAGGACUGCCCGGUGGAUCCGCCGCAGGACCCAAGCCCCCUGGCGGCAGUCAUUCUUCGCCACUACCACGCACAGCACCAGAAAAGCAACAAGAUGUAUUUUAUGUUGGCCAUCGGAGGCAUCACCGCCCCGGAUGGGGCAUCGCUGGCGGAGAUGCGGUGGGAAGGCGAGGAGCGUGUCUUCUGCAUCAUCACGGCAGACAGGAGUGAGUUUCACUUUACGGCAAAACCAUCCAUUAACGAGACGCACACGCUAUUUGUGGACUCGUUGCACGUGUACUCCUUCAAGGUUUCAGUGACGGCGGCGGAGGAAACCGCCCUGACGCCGUCAGAGCCCGACGACAUCGUUGAGCACAUUGGCAGCCUUGCGUUGCGUGUAAAGGAUCGUCUGUGCGUCCCUCAAUCUGCCCGGCGCGAGGCGCUGCGGCAGGUGCUGCUUCAACAGGCUUCUAUUAUGGGCGCGGCGGAGGUGGGUUUAGACGCUCAACACCUCUCGCAGGCAGGUGACGGGGGCCCGCUUGCGCGGCGCGCCUCGAGGGCGCGGGCGCGCCAUUACAUACAUGGGACCAUCGACCGUUGCGUUGGCGUCCCAGAGGGGGCGCUUUACCUUCACUGUCAGUGGCGGCAGGACACAGAGGAGGGGGACGUGUAUGAGGCAGGGAAGGUGGAUGAGGGCUUUACCACGCAGCUGGCCUUCGCUGGUACCGCCGUUGUUGACGACUUUAUCCCGCUUCCAGUGCAUACUUUUAACACCCCCUUUGAGUACCAUCUGGACGCGGUGGACGCGGCCCCGCUGCAGCUUCUAGUGACGGUGUACAGUGAGACGGUGCACGCCCAGCAGGCACCUGCCGGCUACACAGUCCUGACGGUGCCGCACACGCAGCCCGGCUGCCACGCGCUGCGAGCCCCGCUUUGGCGACCGCGGCAAACCGGACGUGAGUUCCUCCGCACCGCGUUGGUGGGUGGUGCACCCGCGCUUGUUGCCCCAGGCGAUGCCGCCACCCGCAACAACACGGGCAUGUCGCUGAGGCACGGGCUCGUCACGGAGCCAGCGGGCGAAGUGGAGGCGCGGGUGAUGGUGCUGCACCAACACAGCGUCCCCGAGACACGAUAG